Messenger RNA from Rhodamnia argentea, 643 nucleotides. Its product is annotated as LOB domain-containing protein 11-like. Bases 41 to 643 code for a protein of 200 amino acids. NCBI's taxonomy places the organism in Eukaryota, Viridiplantae, Streptophyta, Magnoliopsida, Myrtales, Myrtaceae. The transcript has 2 exons. The record is from RefSeq and is a predicted model, not a curated record.
ACGCUCGUUGAGACCCAGUUUUGAGCUCCAACUCCACGAAAUGGAGCCCUCAGGUGCAGGUGCUUCUUCUGCAUCUCCUCCAUCUCCAAUCCCUCCGGCUUGGCCGUGUCCGACUCCCGCUCUUCCGCUUCCGGUGGUGGUCGUGGCCAGCCCUUGCGCGGCGUGCAAGGCAUUGAGGAGGAGAUGCUCGGAGAGCUGCGUGUUGGCCCCGUACUUCCCUCCCUCGGACCCCGCCAAGUUCGCGAUCGCCCACCGCGUGUUCGGCGCUAGCAACAUUGUCAAGUCCUUGCUGGCACUUCCCGAAUCGCAAAGAGACGAUGCAGUGAGCAGCAUGAUUUACGAGGCCGGUACGAGGAUUCGAGACCCUGUCUACGGAUGUGCCGGGGCCAUCAGCCAACUCCAGACGCAAAUCAGCCAACUCCAAGCGCAGCUUGCCAAGUCGGAAGCUGAGCUCAUGAGCAUGCAAGUCCAACUUGCUAGUCUCGUGGAACAACUGCAACUGACCAAUUCUCAGGACUCGUCGUCGCACCAGUCCCUCGAGAUUCUCCUGAAUAGUCCGUUCGACGACUACCAAAUCCAAAUCGACUCGUGCUUCGAUGAAUAUAGUGGCUUUGGCUCAUUUUGCGAGCCUCUCUGGACAUGA